Molecule: messenger RNA, 231 nt
Organism: Sclerotinia sclerotiorum 1980 UF-70
Lineage: Eukaryota; Fungi; Ascomycota; Leotiomycetes; Helotiales; Sclerotiniaceae
Exons: 1
Coding region: 1-231 (76 amino acids)
Source: RefSeq, a predicted model, not a curated record
AUGGCUAGCUUACUAUUCAACUUGGUCAAGUUUCUAAAGACCAUCUCCUCAAAAAGCUUAACUAACCACAAGAUUUUCACAGCCGUUCAAAAGAUUCUACGAAAGCCUGCCCCCGAUCUGAUCUAUAAGAUUUUUUAUGCUCUUUACGACGGUGCCGAAUCACAACUUCUCGAAGCUAUCUGCCCUGCAGCUACGUUCCAGCAAGAUUUACUGCGAUACAAGCACGACUAG